Messenger RNA from Frankliniella occidentalis (western flower thrips), 4754 nucleotides. Its product is annotated as ceramide kinase. The record is from RefSeq and is a predicted model, not a curated record. NCBI's taxonomy places the organism in Eukaryota, Metazoa, Arthropoda, Insecta, Thysanoptera, Thripidae. Gene Ontology annotation, molecular function: kinase activity. The transcript is spliced from 10 exons. The coding region runs from base 350 to 1882 and encodes 510 amino acids.
CCGCUGCGGUCUUUCCCUGGUCGCCUCACCAGUCCGCGAACUCGAACAGCAUAUUCAGUUCUGGAGCUCUGCCCAAGAUCUUGACUAGGUUUUUCGCACGUUCCGCCGUUUCGCGCUAAAUAUUCUAUCAGGGCACAGUUUGCCUUCGGAAGUGGCCAACGCCGCCGCUCACCACACACCUGCGGAAACAGCAGAAAACAGCUGGGUGCGUGUGUGUGCGUGCGCGUGUGUGUGUGAGUAUCCUUGUGUUGAUUGAGUCGAGUAGUCGGCCGUCCGCUCUUGUGGCUCUUUUGUCGUGAGGGAAGAAAGUGAUUUGCCAUGAGGCGAGCGUAGAUAUGAAUUUAUAGACAUGGGCGAGCCAAGCGGCAAUGACUGUGACCCAGUGCUGUUGAAUUCAUUCAUCGUGAAGAAGCAACGAUGCAGAGUAUACUUUCACCGUGGAGUUCUCAUCUGGGAGUCCGAAGCAGCUCCUUAUAUUAAAGUCAAGUUACCCCUGAAGCACGUUGUAGGUGUAGAAUAUGAACAUCCCAGCGAGCUAUCUGCCUUUACCAACGAAAUUAUUUGUCAAGAAGAAAGACCAGAGGAGUACACUAGUUUUACUCUACAUUAUGUUACACAGUCUAAAAGGAGUAAACUUCGCCUCAGUAAAGUUACUCUCACUCAUGCUGACCCAAUCCAAGUGGCAUCGUGGGUCAAAACUAUUAGAAACUAUAUUAAAGAGUUGACUUACCGCCCAAGAUGUCUGCUCUUAUUUGUUAACCCGUAUGGAGGAAAAAAGAGGGGUCAAAAAAUUUAUGAAAAGAAUGUGAAACCCCUACUUGCAAGGGCUGGCAUAGAAACUAAAGUUGUCAUUACACAAUAUCGAAACCAUGCUCAUGAGACUAUUCUCUCUCAAUCUUUUGAUGGGAUUGAUGGUGUGGCCUGUGUUGGUGGUGAUGGAACUUUAGCAGAGGUUUUAAACGCACUUGUUCUUCGUGCCGCCAAGGAUAAAGGGAUUGAUACUGAUGACCCCCAUGCAGAACUCCCUCAACCCUCUGUACCAGUUGGUGUUAUUCCUGGCGGUAGCACUGACACAAUUGCAUAUACUCUUCAUGGUACGAAUGACAUCCAGACUGCUGUUCUUCAUAUUAUUCUUGGUGAAAGUUCUGGCUUGGAUAUUUGCAGUGUACACAAUGAAAACAGCCUUCUUCGGUACUAUGCCAGUAUGCUCUCAUAUGGGUACUUAGGAGAUGUUUGUAAGUCCAGUGAGAAAUUUCGUUGGAUGGGCCCUAAACGUUACGAUUAUUCGGGUUUUAGGAAGAUACUAGCUAACCGUGGCUAUCGUAGUGAAAUUACAAUUUUGUCCAGUGAUAGCAAUUCUCCUAUUGAUGGUCCCAGAUGUUAUCGAGACUGUGGCACAUGCAAAAUUGAUGAAUCCAGUGGAGAAGAGAAACCUGCUGCAGAUUGGAAAACAAUUAAAGGUCGCUUUUUUAUGGUGAAUGGAGUAAACAUUUCAUGUGCUUGUGCCAAAGCUCCAAAUGGAUUCUCACCAUACUGCCAUAUUGGAGAUGGUUGUCUUGAUGUCAUUCUUAUCAAGCAUACAUCAAUAAUUAACAUACUGCGCUUGUUAUUGCGUGUCUCCAGUAAAUCAAGAACCAUGUUUGAUCUACCUUUUGUGGAGGUACACAGAGCACAGGAGUUUACCCUGCAAGCUAUGCCUGACCCAAAAUUGGAGCUCCUUGAUCCAGAUGCGCCAGAUGCUCGUACAAGUGUGUGGAAUUGCGAUGGGGAAGUUGUGCAGGGAACCAACAUAAAAAUUAGAGUACGCAGACAGCUUAUACGCAUGUUUAGUCAGAGAAUGGAAGAGGAGGAACAUGAACCUUCAUGUUUUGUAUGUAAGUGACAAGUUUCACAUUAUUUGAAAGAUUACUCUGACAAGGUUUUGGAGGAAACUUUGAAGUUUCCAUUUCACAUUGAGUAGCUAGCCCAUCACAUCCUCAUUUUUUAUUUGUCAUUUUUCCUCCUCGUAUUAUCAUAGACCUCAAGUCGAGUGAAAUUCCUUCUAUUUUUAUUCAUCGAGUGCCAUUUCUUUGUGGGUGAUAUUUCAUCUCCUAGGCUCAAAUAGUUUACUUUUUUAAGAAGGGUUUUCAUUGGAAUCUAUUCUCCUCGCAAGUCAAUGUCCUAGGUAUAUCUUGAAUGAAUCUGCAAUUCAUGUUCCAGUGCAUGAGUACUUAAUUAUCUCUGUUGGUACAAAUGAUUAUGAAUUCAUGUGUAUGUAGUGAAAGUGGGCUAUAUUGAUAUUUUGGUUGCCUGGUGGCUCAGUUUGCAUCUCAUUUUACAUCACAAAUAUUUAUUUUUUUCAAGUUGAGUAGGGUGUACAAUGCCCUGAAGAAAAUUUGAUGGCCCUGUGCAAGUUUACUAGCUUAGUGCAGUAUCUAUCUUUGAAAGUCUCAAUGCAUUUGUUAAAUACGUAUUUAUGUCCAAUUUUAUUCUGAGACUUUUACUAUCUAUUAGUAUUAUCUAAUAUAAUUAGCUCUCUUUGCACUUAGGGAGUGAUAUACAGACUAUUAGGAUCUAUUGCCCUACAUUCUUCUGUUUAUGAAGCUCAAUUUAAUGAGACCCUUGGGCCAUUCUUUAACACUCCUAUGAGCUUAUCUCUGGAGUUAUUUGCAACCUUUUGUAUUAUGCUUAACUCUCUCUGAGCAUGAGCAACAUGACAUGAAAGCAAUACAAGCUAGGUGGGGGUAAGGAAAAUAGGUAAAAAGGUUAUAGGUAAUUAGUGCCAAAGUUUUGAUUUGUUUUCUCUCUCUUGGAUGAGUCAUUGUCCGAAUUGACCUCAAAUUCCACUCUCCUCUAACAUCAGUUUUUUAACAGUAUUUUCCUCCUGUUUUCUCCUUGUAAAAGUGAAAAACACACAUCAGUAUUUCGCAGUGAGAGUACGACUCAACAAUAUAUUUUCUCUUACUGUUAAAUGAAGUAUGAACUGGCGCCUGUAUGAGAUGCUGAACAAUUUUUAGUUUUGUUUGUCUCAUACAUGUUUGUUUACCGAGUUCUGUGGUAAAGGUUUUGUAUUGGUUCCGUUACUGUGCAAUUUCUUUAUGGACUGCAAAUAGGAAGAAUAAUGUGAAGAGAAACUAUCUGGCUUUUAAGCAUUGAAAGUUCAGUCUAUUUGUAAUACUCAUUUGAUAUUACCAUAUUGCAUUCAUCAAUUCAGUAAGCCGUGGUAGUUGUAGGUAGUCUUAGGCAACAUUGUGAACUUGAAUUAUCUGACAUAUUGUUAAGGAUUGCUGCAUUGCAAUGUUUGUUGCAAUGUGUGCAAUUGAUGUUUGUGCAAUUGAUAUUUUGUCAUGGUGAUAUUAUGGUGAUAUUAAGAGCACUUUAGCAAGUGUUUGUGAUAGGGGUUGCUUAGUAGUUCUUUGGAUUUCAGGGGAUAUUUUUCUUUUGUUCUUUCCUGAUGUUAAAACUGGGUUUACAAUACCUACAUUGAUAUGCUGUAGAUUUAAUUCCUCUUUGUUUUUGUUUAUCACCAUUCGUUUCAUUUUAAACUAUGAAUCUAAAAUUUAAUAUUUCACUUCCACAUUACAAAUGAAAAAAAGAAACAUCACUCUACCUUCUAUUCAUGUCCAUUUUGGUUGACGUCAUGCACAUUUCAUUACUAUGGACAUCUGUAGGAGAAAUGCAAACAAGUUUUGAUUAAAUCUGACCAUGAUACAUGUAAAAAACUGUUCAUCGUCAUCUGUUUUUUAUUAGAAAAUAACAUGGAACAUGAAAUAAGGCAUAAGAGUUGUGCAGUAGCCCAUUUUUUUUCUAAUUUGAGUGUGAUGAUGACAAGCCUGUGGUUUUAUUUAGUGAAGGAGCAUAAUAUUGCCACUUAUUUGUACAUUCCAAGUUUUAUGUAAUCUUGAGUGAGGUUGUAUCAUUCUGCUUUCAUUAAUAAGUGUCAACAUUUUAUUGAUGAACCUUGGAAAAUUCACUGCUCUUAGCGAUUUAGUAGUAUUGUAUGAUAUUUUUUGUAUGCAUUCAGUAUUUAUUACAAUGCAAAUGUUUCCACAUUUCAUGUGAUCGAAGGUGCUUUUUCAGGGUUCAGUAUUUUGACAGCUUUUUAUUUUUAAUGUCAGCACCUCCUGCAUUUUAUUUUAUCUUUUGACUUCUUGUCAAUUUACAUCGAAUUGGCUCCCUGACAUGCAGGAGCACUGCCAUUUUAGGUUUUUUUCUUAUUUUGGUGGAAGAUUUGUUUUUAUCUUAUAUAAACAUCAUUAUUGGUUGUGGGUUUAACAUUUUUUAUGACAAAUUUACAUAUAGGAUUACAUUAAAGAAAUGAACUCAAGGUCUCUUCCUUUCAGAAAUUUUUGGAAUAGUCACGUGAUUAUUAUAGACCUUAACAUAAUUAUAGGACCUGUAGAAUCAAGGUAAAGAUGCUCUUAGAGCUCUCGUCCCCCUACUAUAAUUACUUUGGAGGGUAAAUUAGCAUUCUGUUGAGCAUAAUUGGAAGGAGUCUUUUAUUUUCUCUAGUACUUUUAUUCACAAAUGUUAAUUCUGAGAGUGCAAAGGAUCAAAUGUACAUCCUCUUCAAUAUUGGGUUUAUUUCCUUGUUUCGAACUAUUAUUGCAUUGCUCAAAGUUAAGAAGGGUACCAACAUUUGUUUUUAAAAUAAAAACGAGUGAUAUAUUCUGAAAUUGAUAGAGAAUCUAUUUUAUUUCUGUGUUGUGACUGGUUGUAAGGUUUGUGAUGCAUGACUUUCCAAGUUUAAAUAAAUUUGUGAAGUACAGUUUUUA